GCGUCGCCUUGCCUCAGCGGUGUGGCUUUGGACAAAUGGAGGAAGUACAUUUUAGAUGUACGGAAUAUCAAGCCCGAGAGUGUAAAUUAUAUGUUAGUCGAAUUGAAAACAUUGUCCACCGAUGUUAUUUCGCUCGACGCAAUGAGAACUUUGAUCAUUCUGCCACACUUGAAGCCUUUGCGCGAGGAACUAAAGGAUGCGUUAAAGACUGGAUUGCUGUCUCUGUAUCAGCGAAUGUUGAGGCAUGACAGUGCAGAAGAUACCAGGAACAUCAGUGAAAUAACUUUUGUAUUUUUAUUGACGCUCGAAUCGAUGAUACACGUGUCAGAGCCGGACGAUCUUCACGAGUUUUUGCUGAAGUCUGACGUGAGAAUAGUCGAUCUUGUUACCAGAUAUUACGAUAAUAAAUUCAUCUUGAACGCGAUAGAUCUGUGCCUAACGUACUUCGCAGCGUCGCGAUGCCACAAAUAUUACAUCAACCCGGCCUCGUUCGACACGUUGCACAACAACACAGUGAAAAAGAUGGGCUCGCCUUACAGCAAUGUGCGGUUGAUUGUGGCACACUUGUACUCUUUGUUCGCCAAUGUGGAAGAGCUGCGGUGCCAGAGGCAGGAUAACGGGAAGAGUGCUGCGGAGCUCGUUUACCUAGCUGAAUGUAAACCCGCGACUAUACAAACGUACCGUGACAAGUUGUUGCAUUUGCAAGCCUUGGAGUUUCACGGUCGCGCGCUGGCCAAUCUGGAUCCGAGGUAUCGCGAGUUCCCGUUGCGAUGUUUGAUCGCUAAUUUAUACGUGAACUUCUCCCUACUCUGGGAGCCUGUGAGCGCGAUUAUAGCUGGUUAUGGCAACAAGGAGUGUCCGCAGUUUUGGCCGACGUUCCUCUCCGAAAUAACGUCCGAAGACAAGCCGGAAGUCGAAUGGAGAUCGCCGUAUCAUUGUCACGUCGUCUCCUCGCUGAUAACGUCCGUGGAGGAGCACAAGGACAAGCCCGAUUUCGAGAACCACAGGAUCCUCCUGUGGAAGUGCAUGGCGCGCUUCUCGCACUACGCCGAAUCGAAAAACAGAGACUUAACCGUGCUCUUCAUCGACUUCGUGAAUGCGAAUUUCUUCAGAUCCAAUUCGGACGACGGCAAAUCCUGCGAUAUCGGGAAGCGCAAGGAGUCGUCCGACGCGAUGGAAGUACCGAGAAGUGCCGUCGAGAGUGCCGACGAAGAGGAGGACGCGAGGGCCGCGCCGACGAGUAAGAUGAGCAAGAAUCACAGGAUGAAACUCUUAAUCGCCCAGAUGGAGAUAUUCGGUAAAGUGCAGAAUCCGAGAGUCCUGCACCGGGGGGCGGAGAUGCGUCAGAUUUACCUGGAUCUGCUUUCCUCGAAGAACGCCGAUGUGCAAAGGGCGGCUCUGAAUUGUCUCUUCACCUACAAGUACGACUAUCUCCUGCCGUACAAGGAAUCUCUGUACGGUCUGAUCAGCGAGAAGAAUCUCCGGACCGAGCUGGCACGCUUCAAACUGGACGCGGAGAGCAACGUGAUACAGGAGGAGCAUCGGCAGGAUCUCAUGCCGAUCGUGAUGAGAAUCGUCUACGCCAAGAUGAUCAUGAAGACCGGCAUGAGGAGCGGCGGGAAGGCCGGCGGGUUUGCGCGGCGGAAGGUCAUAUUGCGCUUCUUGGGCGGUACGCGGGAGGACGAGAUGAUCGAGUUCGUGAAGAUGGCGUUCCGACCGCUCAGGUCGUACGUGCCGGUGGAGACGUUCGACCUGGGCCGACACGCCCGGAAGAUCGUUGACGCAGUCGACCUGGGCAGCAUCAUGCCGCCGAAACGCAUGCAGAGCGCGGUGAACUUGCUGGCGAUAAUGAUGGAGCAGUUCGGCGGCGAAAUGUCGGCGAAGUUGCUGCCGCAUUUGCUCGGAAUGCUGAUCUGCAUCCUGGCCGAGGCGACCGGGAUCCUCCGCCGAUCGGAGGAGGUUUACCCGGGCUACCUGCCGGCGAUCAAGAACGUGAGGACGAGCUGCGUCGGCGUGCUCGCCAGAUUCUUCGCGCAUUUCGAGGACUACGAGUGGAAGCGGCACGAGAUAGACGCAGUCUUCGACGUCGCGGUCUUCCCCAGGUUGGAAAAGUUGCCCGUCGAGAGUAUCCACAGCCCCACGACCUUGUUGAAGCUCCUCAUGGCCUGGGGAGAAAACCCGCGGUAUUACCCGUUGUUCGUGAAGCACCGGGAAGACGACAAAUCCGUGACUCCGCUGCACUACGUUUUGCAACUUCUCUCGAAUCCCAGGACGCACGGGUCGGUCGUCAACGCUGUCCUGGCGAUUGUCGAGAAGAUGCUGACGCUGCAGGACUACGGUGAGAUGCGGGUCGACGGGCCGCCGUUCUUACCGCUGACGCCGGUGUUGACGAAUUUGCUCGAGGUGGACGAGAAGACGCUCUCGAACGGGGUUAAUUACGGCUCGGCGAUCCUGCUGCCGCACGUGCCUCGCGUCUUGGAAUUCAUCCGGGACAGGCUGAAGAGAUCCAGCAAAGGCGUCGGCAGGAUCGAGCUGGCCAUACUGUCACGGAUCUCCGAGUUCGUCACGGACGCGGGCACGUGCGACACGCUGUUGACGCUGAUACUGCCGAUAUUGACGAAGAAGGCGACGCGCGACAGCGAGGAGGCCGUUGCGGAGCUGCUGACGACCGUCGUGAACCUCGUGAGGAUCGUCGACAGACCGGAGACUCAUCUACGCGCCAUCGCGCCGCUGAUGGGCCUCGCGUCGGGCACGAGCGUCCGCAGACUCCUCGUGCUGCUAUGCAACACCGUCGCCGAGAGGUCCGCGGCGGAGCGUCGCGAGGCGUUGACGCGCGAGUGCGGGGUCCUGGGCGCGCUCAACGCCUCGGACCACAGGUGGAUCGAUCAGCCGGAUUUCCAGAAGCGGCUGGACGCUUUCGGGACGAUCACCGGUCUGGCCGAGGAGGGCGCGAUCUCGCUGGAAUUCGGCGCGGCGGUGAUACACAAUUGCUUCUACUUCCUGAGGACCGAGUCUGACCUGGCGAUGAGGGACUGCUCCGGACAGUGCUUGAAGCUCGUCGCGACGACGUUGGCGAGGGAACACCGGAGCGACGCUUCGAACAGGCGUUACCUGAUGGACGACACCGUACUGCUGCUCGCGAGGAAGGGGAUCGUCAGUAGGAACGAGGCCGUCCGCCUGCAGUCGAUCGCGCUUGUGGGUCACCUCGCACUGGAGUGCGCGGACGUGCAUCCCGUCCUGCGGGACCUGUCCCUCCUGGCCAAUCGGGCCGAUCCCGAAGUCGACUUCUUCGAGAACAUGCAGCAUCUGCAGCUGCACCGGAAGGCGCGCGCCUUACUGAAAUUCUGCGCGCUCGCCAAGACCCUGGAGAAGCCGAUCAACCCGAGGACACUAGUGCAGUUCAUCCUUCCCCUCGGCUCGUCGUACCUGUGCAACGAAGCUUACGCUCACAAGAACAGCAUCGUGGACGCCGCCAUCGAGACCGUCGGGACAGCCUGCAGAUUUCUGCCGUGGCACCAUUACGAGAUCGUCCUGAAGCACUACCUGGGCAAACUGAGGAGCUCCGUGGAAUUCCAGAAGCAAAUCGUCCGGGUGAUCGUGGCGAUACUGGACUCCUUCCAUUACGACCUCUCGAAGUACAAGUCGUCGGCGGAGGUUGCGAAAGCUGUCCCGGCCGAAAGGACCGCCGACGAAGGGAAAGUUGACGGGGGAAAUGUGAAUCUCGAAGGUACGCAAGAAGCUAAUGAAAGUAGUGAAGAGGAAUUAGAUGAGGCACUGAACGAUGAAAACGUCGAAAGCAUCGAAGAAGUAAUUGAGAAGGGCAGUGAAGCGAAGACGGAAAGUCUGCUGAUUAUCGAGAGGCAAAUAUUACUUUCUCAAUAUGGAGCGAAGAGGGUGAUAUUCAGCAUAUCGAAUGGCCUGCUGCCCCAGUUACACCGGUCCAUCGUGGCCAGAACUCGGCGGGAGGACACUCACAAGAUCAACAGGAGGAAGAUCGCGUCCGAGACGGAAGAAGACGAUUUACUGCGAGUCCCUAUCGCUCUUGCGCUUGUGAAGCUGCUGCAGAAAAUGCCCGAGGAUCUUCUGGACGCGAAUCUGCCGGGGAUUUUCAUGAAAUUAUGUACAUUCUUGAAAUCGCGCAUGGAAUCGGUUCGACGUGCGACUCGCGAGAUACUGCAGAAGAUCAUGAUAACAUUAGGCCCGAAGUAUCUUCAUUAUCUUUUGAAAGAAACCAAUACACUGUUAACGAAAGGUUUCCAAGUACAUGUCCUUGUGUAUACAGUUCAGUCCGUAUUAUCCGCACUGAAACCGUAUUUCCAAAAGUUGGACAUCAAUCAUAACUUGCAAAGCAUUCUGUCUGUAAGUAUUGCCACAUAUACCAUAAACAGUUUUAAAUUUAUAAGGUCUAUUUUUUCUUUUAACAAAUCAUCAUAUAGGGCUGGGUGAGUUAAUUUUUAUUUUAACACAUUGACUGCCGAGCCGAAAAAGUGCUACACACAUUCAAAUAAUAUUUACUUGACACAUUAACUGCCGGUCACGUGAGGAUGUGUUGAUGGUUACAUAAUUCCCGCCGAACGCGUGACUGGCUACUGAUACAUCACCCCGCGCUGGCGCAUGAUUGGCUUUGUAGCGUUGACGCCAUAUCACGUGCCGGCACGGGAUUGGCAGCGAAAGUGUUAAACUAAGUUAUAAGUUCGAAAUUAGUGGUCUAUCACACACAGUUAAGUUAA
Messenger RNA from Dinoponera quadriceps, 4730 nucleotides. RefSeq names its product small subunit processome component 20 homolog. NCBI's taxonomy places the organism in Eukaryota, Metazoa, Arthropoda, Insecta, Hymenoptera, Formicidae. The transcript is spliced from 2 exons. Gene Ontology annotation, cellular component: small-subunit processome; 90S preribosome; nucleolus. The coding region runs from base 91 to 4446 and encodes 1451 amino acids. The record is from RefSeq and is a predicted model, not a curated record.